CGCAGACACUGCGCUGUAUCACCCCGAACGACUGCUCGCAUGCGGGCUCGACACGUAGCGCACGCCGUCCCCGCCUUCCCCGUCUACUCCGCCGCCUUCCUCUCCCCCUCCGAGCUCCUCCUCGGCGGCGGCGGCGGCUCCUCCAAGAGCGGCAUCAAGAACAAGCUCAGGCUGUACCGCGUCGAUGAGUUCCUCUCCAUGAAGCUCGCAGACGAGCUCGAGCUCGACGCAGGCGAGGACGCCCCGAUGAGCAUGGCCGUCGACCCUUCGACGCGCAUCCUCGUGUGCGGCAUCAACAGCACCCCGGAGAAGAUGGAGAGCGGCCAGAACCAGAACUGCCGUCUGUACGCCGUCGGCGGCACCCAGAUCAAGCCCCUCACCGCGCUGGGCACCCUCAAGUCGGACGACCCGGAAGACUACCAGCGGGUGACGACGGUCUCCCCGGACGGCCGCUACGUCGCCGUCGCCGGCACACACGACCUCACCGUGCUCGGCCUCCCGUCCCUGGCCCCGAUCGGCACCCGCCUCGAAAAGGACGAGAUCUACGACGUCGCCUUCUCUCCCACCUCCGUCAUCGUCGCGACGACGGCCAACCUCCAGAUCUACGCGCUCCCGCCUGGCGACGACGACGAGUCCGAAAAACAAACACGUGCGUCGAAGGGCAAGGGCAAGGGCACAGACAAGGGCGCGCCCGCGGCGCCGCUCAAGCACCUCCGCACCGUCGAGCGGCCGAAGCUCCCCGGCGGCGAGCCCCAGAGCGCCUUCCGCGCCGCCCGGUUCAACCCGCAGGACGCGCGCGCGUUCUACACGGUCGUCAACACCGCGCCGGCGCGCGGCAAGGGCGCGCGGGGCGCCAAGGCGGCGCCGCGGCGCGCGUACGUCGUCAAGUGGGACGCGGGGGCGUGGGCGGUGGAUAAGGUGAAGAAGGUCGGGGAUAAGGGCGUCACGUCGUUCGAUGUUAGCGCGAACGGGAGGUGGCUUGCGUAUGGGUCGUCGGAUUUUACGAUCGGGCUGCUGGACGCGCAGACGCUCACGCCGCUCCUCUCGAUCCUCAAAGCGCACGAGUUUCCGUCGACGACGCUCCGCUUCAGCCCGUCCUCGCGGCUGCUCGUCUCGGGCAGCGCGGACAACACCGUGCGGAUGAUCGCCGUGCCCGAGACGCUCGGCGACAGCGCGUGGGGGAUGUACUUCGUGCUCCUGAUGGCGGUGUUCGUCGUGCUGUUCGCGCUCGCGGUGCAGCUCUUCGUCGUCGGCGCGCUCUGAGCGACGGCGGCGCGUGGCCUGGGCUUGGGUGCUGUUCGCGCGGCGUGGUGGAGGAUGGUGGAGCUCGUAGCAUUUUGUCUUUCUAUUCUUUCUCUUUCAAUGGGACCAUCGCAGAAUACAUCCGCGCGCCC
Messenger RNA from Heterobasidion irregulare TC 32-1, 1394 nucleotides. RefSeq lists its product as uncharacterized. NCBI's taxonomy places the organism in Eukaryota, Fungi, Basidiomycota, Agaricomycetes, Russulales, Bondarzewiaceae. The transcript has 11 exons. Gene Ontology annotation, biological process: protein secretion. The record is from RefSeq and is a predicted model, not a curated record. Gene Ontology annotation, cellular component: endoplasmic reticulum membrane. Gene Ontology annotation, molecular function: GTPase activator activity; guanyl-nucleotide exchange factor activity; protein binding. The coding region runs from base 40 to 1263 and encodes 407 amino acids.